Ochotona curzoniae (black-lipped pika) is the source of this 2066-nucleotide messenger RNA. It is a transcript of the gene MISP, whose product is annotated as mitotic spindle positioning. Lineage: Eukaryota; Metazoa; Chordata; Mammalia; Lagomorpha; Ochotonidae. The record is from RefSeq and is a predicted model, not a curated record. Bases 1 to 1956 code for a protein of 651 amino acids. The transcript has 4 exons.
AUGGCUGGGGCCAGGAUCGACAGGGUGACCAGACACCCUAUCUUCAGCAUGCCACACUCGGCCCGUGUCACCGGCCUGGCACUCGACGAGGAUGCCAGCUAUACCAUCGAGCUGGUGGGCGUGGGCUCCGAGGCCGGCGGCUGGAGACGAGGCGAGCCCGAGGCCUGGCCUGAAGAGCGCAAGGUCCAGCUGGAAGAAGGAGUAGGCAGGAGAUGGGUAUCCUCCAGCAGCGAGCGGGCCUUUGCCGGCCAGCCCCUCUACCUGUCUGAGGAGGAAGAGGAGAAGGAGCUGGCUUACUACUUGGGGCCCAGGGGUGCUCCCGCCAGGUGGCCGCAGGAGCCAGAGCAGGAGCGCUGGACUGUGGUCCAGGAGCAGGUGGUCAGCAGGAGUGGCCCAGUAGCUUCUCUCGGGGCCUCCGCGGCAGGGCACGGGGAUGUCCAGCCUUCGUUCAUGCUCCUGGAGGACAGUUCUGUCGACAGAGAGCAGAUCGACUUCCUGGCGGCUAGGAAGCAGUUCCUUCUCCUGGAGCAGGAGAACGCGGGGGUUCCCUGGAGUCCCUCGGCCAGGGUCAGUGCGGCCCCCAAGGCCUUCAGUGGGCACCGCCUGGCCAAUGGGCACGUCCUCAGCGCGGAGAAGGAGGUGGACACCGAAAACCUUGAGCGAGGCCGCAGCUGGCUCCCAGCACCCCGGGAUCCACCCCGGGACGACCCCGGCCGCAGCAGCUGGCUCCUGGCAUCCCGGGAGGACCCGGGCCGUGGCGGCUGGCUCUCAGCGCCCCCGGAUUCACCCCAGGAGGACCCUGUGGCGCCCGCAGAGCCCCUCAAGGAGACGCCCAUCGAGCGGGAGAUCCGCCUGGCCCAGGAACGCGAGGAGGCCCUGCGCGCGCAGCGGGGGCUGCGGGGGACGAGCGGCGCCCCGGAGUUGGUGCACAUCCCCACCCGGCAGCUGCUGGCUUCGGUGACCCUGAGCGAGGCCCCACGUCGCGAGCGCGGCCGCCCCUCGCUGUACGUGCAGCGGGACAUGGUGCAGGGCACGCAGCGCGAGGAGGACCACCGGCGGCAGGGUCUGCAGACGGGCCGCGCGGCCACUCCCGACGCGCUCGACGGGGAGCGCCAACCCGGGCUCCGCAGGGCCUUCAGCUCGGACUCCAUCCUGAGUCCCGCCAGCCCGGAUGCACGCGCGUCCGACCCCGCACCCGAGGUGCAGAAGGUGAACCGCAUCCCGCCCGACGCCUACCAGCCCUACUUGAGUCCGGGCGGCCCCCCACUCGAGUUCUCCGCCUUCGGAGCGCCCCGCCGGCCUGCCGGGGCACACACGCAGGCGGUCAAGGCCACCACCACCACCACCACCACCAUCACCACUGCCCCGAAGCCUCCCGGGGAGCCCCUGCAGGGCGCCGGGGCCGUGGUGCGGGGCCAGUACUUCCGCCUGCAGCCGCUGCGGUUCGGGGUCCCCGGCGCGGCCCCGCCGGUCGAGGAGACCCCCCGAGUCGGGGCCCGGGAGGCGGCCAGGGCAUGGGAGGCUGCAGGGGCCUCACCAUGGCGGCUGCAAAGGUCCGCGUCGUCCGACCUGCUGGAGCGCGAGGUGGAGAGCGUCCUGCGCCGUGAGCGCGAGGUGGCCGAGGAGCGCCGGGGUGCGCUCCUGUCUUCGUCCGCCGAUGAAGGCUGGGAGCCGGGCUCCAGGAGCUCCUCCCGGGCAUCCGGCAUCACAGGAAGCUACUCCGUGUCCGAGUCGCCCCUGGUAUCCCCCAUCCACCUGCACUCAGGGCUGGUGUGGCGAGCUGAGGCGCCAGCAGAGCCCGCUGCCAGGCCGACAAGAAAGUCGUGGUACGCGGGCAUCAACCCCUCAGAUGGUAUCAACUCAGAGGUGCUGGGAGCGACACGAGUGACGCGACACAAGAAUUACCUGGCGGAGCGCUGGGAAGCUGGCAUCUACGCCAGUGAGGACGAGGACUGAACCCCGGGAACCGGGCCUAUGGCUAUGGCGCAGGCAUGUCCCUUCCCUGGGGUCCUGCAGCGGGAGGAGGCUGGCUCCCCACACGUGGCUCUGGGCCCGACUUGGCAUGA